UUUGGCAUUUUAGUUGAAAGUCAAAGGUUUGGAGAAACUCAGAAAAGAACAAAUUCGUGAAGAAUAAUUGGAAAAAUAUUUCGAGUGUUGUAGCAUUGUAAAUUUGAGUAAAAGUAUACUAAAAUAAUAGUUAAUAUUUGGUUCGAAAUAGUAGUGGCAAAUUACACUAAAAUAUACGGAUCAAAGCAGUCAACAACAACAAACUGUGCCAGCGCCCUGCAUCCGACCCUUGACGAUAUCUUUGAUUGCAAUAGUAACCAGCUAAUAAAUUCUAGAAGCGGUAAAAAAGGAUUGGUAGCAGGAAUUGUGGCAGUGAAAUAACCAAAUACGACAACACUUAAUAUUUAAGAACAAAAUACGGAAAUAAGCGAAAGAGAAACAAGAACGUUAUGAUCAAAUUGUUCUCACUGAAACAACAAAAAAAGGAUGGCGAACAGUUGGCCCGAACCGGACAGCAAAAGAAAGCAUCAGCUGCGCAGCUACGUAUACAAAAAGAUAUCAACGAGUUAAACCUGCCGAAAACAUGCGCCACUGAGUUUCCUGAUCCAAAUGACUUGCUCAACUUUAAGCUCACGAUUUGUCCUGACGAAGGUUUUUAUAAAAACGGACGUUUUGUGUUUAGUUUUCGCGUGGGGCCCAACUAUCCACAUGAACCACCAAAAGUUAAAUGCGAAACACAAGUUUACCACCCAAACAUCGAUCUGGAGGGCAACGUCUGCUUAAAUAUACUGCGAGAAGACUGGAAUCCAGUGUUGACCAUCAGCUCUAUUGUUUACGGAUUACAAUUUCUAUUUUUGGAGCCUAAUCCCGAAGAUCCAUUGAAUAAGGAAGCUGCCGACCAAUUGCAAUCAAAUCGCGCGCUAUUCGAACGCAACGUUUUAAGAGCGAUGCAGGGCCAUACCGUGGGUGAUACCCAGUUUGAGGCAUGUCUCAAGUGAUAUCGAGAAUCAACUCUUUAAUUUUAGGAUUAUCGUCUGCCUUUUCGACUUAAUGUUACGUUUUGGUGGGCGUUUUUAUAUUAAUUUAAUUUCCAACAUUCAUUAAAGAAGGAAAGCAGCAAA
Molecule: messenger RNA, 1061 nt
Organism: Anastrepha obliqua
Lineage: Eukaryota; Metazoa; Arthropoda; Insecta; Diptera; Tephritidae
Gene: UbcE2M
Product: nedd8-conjugating enzyme UbcE2M
Exons: 3
Coding region: 390-938 (182 amino acids)
Source: RefSeq, a predicted model, not a curated record